This is a messenger RNA of Uloborus diversus, 1243 nucleotides long. RefSeq lists its product as uncharacterized. The record is from RefSeq and is a predicted model, not a curated record. The transcript is spliced from 4 exons. Bases 86 to 568 code for a protein of 160 amino acids. NCBI's taxonomy places the organism in Eukaryota, Metazoa, Arthropoda, Arachnida, Araneae, Uloboridae. Gene Ontology annotation, biological process: sleep; positive regulation of voltage-gated potassium channel activity; regulation of synaptic transmission, cholinergic.
GUUUAGGAUGAAGGACAUAGCGCGAAGAAAGGCGUGGUUGUACAAGCAUUCAAAACAUCGCUUAUGUUGUAUUUAAUCUUUUAAAAUGUUUAUAUUAGUAUUUCUUCUAUCACUGUUAUUUUCGACAAUUUCAUGUGAAUUAUGGUGCUAUAGCUGUGUAAGCUCGCAACCAGGCUGCGAAGAGUUUUAUGUUGACUGGAGAAUACAUAGUGCAAUCACCUGUCCUCGAGAUGAUGAUAAAUGCGUUAAGGUGAUUGAAAGAAAAGGAGUUGAUAAGUUCAUUACCAGAGAUUGUUUAUCCAAUUUGGAAAGCCAGAAGAAGGAUAUUCCUGCUGAUAGAUAUGAUGGCUGUAGAAAAGCUGCUGAACAACCUAAGCUUUCUGUAUACGUUGAAAAUCACAUUUCACAGCUUGAAAUCAAAAAUGUACACUAUGAUGAAGUUACAUAUUGCUUCUGCGAGUAUGACCAGUGGUGUAAUGAUGGAUACAAGUUGAAGUCUGGUGUUUCUUGUUUCAUUUUGGAAGCUCUAUUCCUUGUAACAAUAUUUUUCUCACGUAGGUUAUUUUGAGCAGUGUAGUAAAUUUAAUUACUUAGGAAUUUACACUAUGGUUUUUUUUUUUUUUUUUUUUAUUGGAUAUUUAUUUUAUUAUUGGUAGCUUUUUCUUUUUUGAAAAAUGUUGUUAUCGGAAAAUAUUAUUAUUAUUCUUUUUUUUCUUUUUUGCAUUCUACAUGAACACGUUAAGAAUUGAAAUUAAAAAGUAACCUCAAUUUAUUUUUCUUCUUUUGCCAAUUAUUGUAGAAUUAAAAUGUUAACAUACAUCAAAUGAUGGGAAUAUUGAGCCAUUAUAAAAAUGCUUCCAAUAUUUAUGAAACAUAUAACAUGAAAUACAAUAUUCGCUGUAAAACUAUACUUAUGCUAAAUUGGUGCAUUUUAUUGUAUGCUAAUCAUCUAUAAUCAAUAGAUAUACAUGCUAAUGUUUUUUUAUUAAUUUAGUUUGAAAUGAAUUCCGUCCAUUUUGUCUUUCAAUCAUUUUGAUAACAUGAAAAAUUGUUAAAUAUGCUGUGCAUGCUGUUGCUGGAUGUAAGAGUUGAUUUUUAUACCUUGAAGUUGUAUUGCAUUUUGUAUUGUUAUUUAUGUAUAUUGGUUGAUGGUUUUGGCUUUUUUUUAAUGUUUAAAGGGAGAAGGUCUUUAUAUCCAUGUUGUCUUUUAAAGCAUAUUUUAAAAUCAUAUUCAUCUAUGUAA